Molecule: messenger RNA, 1423 nt
Organism: Antechinus flavipes (yellow-footed antechinus)
Lineage: Eukaryota; Metazoa; Chordata; Mammalia; Dasyuromorphia; Dasyuridae
Product: protein FAM169B-like
Exons: 3
Coding region: 885-1148 (87 amino acids)
Source: RefSeq, a predicted model, not a curated record
CACUCUGAGGCAAUAAGGACUAAAACAAAAAUCAAGGGGACCUGACCUAGGACCUUUUGUUGGCCAAUCAGUGAGACCCAGAGUAAUUUGGGUUUAAGAUAUGAUCCAUAAGAAAGAAAUCUAUGUUCUAUAAGAAAAGAUCAGAGGCUUGGGAUGACUUACAUGAACUAAUGUUGAGUGGAGUAGCAUCAAGAGAACACUUUAUACAACAAGAAGAUUACACAAUGAUCAGUUUUGAUGGAUGGGGUUCUUUUAAAAAGAAAAGUGAUUCAGACCAGUUCCAAUGGUCUUUAUGAUGGAGAGGGUCAUCAGAGAGAAGAUUGUAGGAAGUGAGUGUGGAUCAUAACAUAGUAUUUUUACUUUUUGUUAUUUGCUUGCAUUUUGUUUUCUUUCUCAUUUUUUCCCUAUUUCAUUUGAUUUUUCUUAUGUAGCAUGAUAAUUGUGAAAAUAUGUAUAGAAGAAUUGCACAUAUUUAACAUAUAUUGGACUAGUUGCUAUCUGGGGGAGGGAGGAGGGAAAAAGAAGAGUAAAAAGUUUGGAACAUAAGUUUUUGCAAAGGUGAAUGCUGACAAUUAUCUAUGCAUGUGUUUUGAAAAUUAAAAAAAAAAACUUUAAUGAAAAGAAAAGAAAGAAAUACAGCUCAAGAACCUAAAUAAGGUUAGGAAGUAAGAAAAGAAGGAAGAAAGCUAAUUAGCUAGCUAUGGCUUUGAAGAACUAUUUCUAUAGUUCCUGAGGAAAAAGGGAGACAGGUGACUUUGCACAGCCCUCACUCACUCAAACUCAAUUCCUUUGCAUGUCUUAGCAUAACCUCUCUGAUGUCAGGGUCAUAUUCGAGAAGGAAGGACAAACAACAGCAAUCAUAAGUAGUGACUGGGAAGAAAACAAUGAAGAACCAAGGGAGAUUUGGAACACAAUUUUACCCUGUGGACAUUUUGGAAGAUAACCCCGAAGUGGUUCAGGAAUCAUCUGUGGCUUACUAUUCUACAUUUGGGAUACAAGCUGGUACUUCUCCGCAGUACUAUUCUCUUCCUACUGGCGAAAAGGUUAAACUUGAAGAUGCCUCUGUUUGCUUCCUUCCUAUGUACCGUGAUGAACCUAAAUAUAAAAUAUUGGUUUUGGUUAAUCCCCAGGACAGAAAGACAGGUUAGUACUUGUUAAUAGAGUAUUGAAGCAAGAAUCCUGUAUUAAUGUUAUAAGUGGAAAAUGAAGGGGGAUGUUUUUAUUGUCUUCAGAACAGUAAGGCAAAUCUGAUAUUUUACAGAGUUUUUAGGAACCAAGGGCCAUACCUUUAUGCCUGUCGAUUGAUGUUUGUGUCAAUAUUUGUAUUAGAUUCACAUCAGCAGUCUCCUCCCAAAUGACAAUAUUCAAAGGGUAGUAAAUCAGGAAAAUGACUUCUGUAGUCAUGGAAGUCAAGAACUCAAUU